ACGAGUUAACUGACACUCCGGUAUCGGAGAUACGAUGGCGUCAACGAUGUUCAGGAGGAGAUACUUCGUUUCGCUACUUCGCCGAUCAUUUUCCGACGACGCUUCAUCCGAAAUCGCGAGGAUCCUCAACAAGGCGGCGAACUGGCGCGACGCCUUGGAAUCGGCGGAGAUAAACCCCGACGUCGUUCUCUCCGUCUUGCGAUCAAAGCGCGUCGACGAUCCAGCCAAGCUCCUGAGUUUCUUCGAUUGGAUCGAUUCUCAGAAGGUCACGGAGCAGAGACUCGAUUCGUUUUCGUUUCUCGCUUUAGGUUUGUGUAGAUUCGGUAGUUUAAGGGAAUCUCGUAGUGUUGUGGUGAGGAUGAUCGAUAGGGAGUGGCCUGUAGGUGAGGUUUUGAGCUCUGUUGCGAAGUGUUCGAGAGAGUUGAGUGAUAAUGGAGGAGGAGGAGGUGUAUAUGGGAUUUUGAUUGAUGUGUAUGUUGAGAGAGGUUGUUUAGAUGAAGCUGUGUUUGUGAUUUUAAACAGUAAGGAUUUGGUUGUUGAUUUGUCAAGAUUUAAUCGUUUGUUGGAUGUGUUUUUGAAGAGGAAUCGGUUGGAUUUGUUUUGGGAAGUGUAUAAUGAGAUGGCUGAGAGGAAGGUAGUGUUUGAUGUGGAGACUUAUGAGAAGUUGAUUGUUGCUCAUUGCAGAGGUGGGAAUGUGGAGUUGGCGAAAGGUGUUCUUGUUGAAGUGGAAGAGAAGUUUGGGAUGGGGAGUGUGACUGCGUAUGGUUUGGUAAUCGAAGGGUUGUGUAGAAAGGGAGGUUUGGAUGAAGCUGUUGAGGUGAAGAAGAGGAUGAUUUGCAGAGGGUUGGUGCCGUCGAAGAAGUUGUUUGAUAUGCUUGUAGGUGGGAUGUGUAAGGGGAAGAGAGUAGAUGAUGCUAAAGCGUUGGUGGUAGAGAUGAAUAGCUUUGGUGUGUUUCCUGAUAAUUUUACUUACAGUGUACUGAUUGAGGGUUUAUUGAAGGGGAGGGAUGCAGAGGCUGCUAAUGGACUAGUACAUGAGAUGGUUUCUCUUGGGAUGAACGUUGAUCCUAAGAUUUAUGAUUCUUUUAUUUGUGUGAUGUCAAAGGAAGGAGCGAUGGAGAAGGCAAAGGCUCUUUUCGAUGGGAUGAUUGCGUCUGGAGUGACACCAGGUGCUCGAGCUUUUGCUAGUUUGGUUGAGGGAUACGUGCAAGGAAAGAAUGCACUUAUGGGUUAUGAGUUACUUGUUGAAAUGAAAAAGAGGAACAUUGUCAUAUCUCCAUAUACUUAUGGUGCAGCGGUGAAAGGCAUGUGUUCUUGUGGGGAUCUUGAUGGAGCUUAUAACAUUGUGAAGGAUAUGGGUGCAAGCGGCUGCAGGCCCAAUGUGGUUAUAUACACAACAUUGAUCAAAACUUUUCUCCAGAAAAGUAGGUUUGGAGAUGCAGUGAGGUCGCUUAAAGAAAUGAAGGAACAGGGGAUCGCACCAGACACGUUUUGCUACAAUUCCCUUAUAAUUGGCCUUUCAAAGGCCAAAAGGAUGGACGAAGCAAGAUCUUAUCUAGUUGAAAUGGUUCAGAACGGAUUAAAACCUGAUGCGUUCACAUACGGGGCUUUUAUCAGUGGAUAUAUAGAGGCAGGGGAAUUCGCAUCCGCAGAGAAAUAUGUAAAAGAGAUGCUGGAAUGUGGUGUGGUUCCAAAUAAGGUCUUGUGCACGGGUCUGAUCAGUGAGUAUUGCAAAAAAGGAAAAGUAAUUGAGGCUUGUUCAGCAUUCAGAUCCAUGAUUGAGCAAGGGAUUCCAGGGGAUGCUAAAACAUACACUGUUCUUAUGAAUGGUCUCGUGAAAAACGGUAAAGUAAAUGAUGCGGAGGAGAUUUUCAAGGAUAUGCGUGGAAAGGGUAUAGCACCUGAUGUAUUCUCUUACGGUACACUUAUUGAUGGGUUUUCUAAGUUGGGAAAUAUGGAAACGGCUUCUCGUAUUUUUGAUGAGAUGGUUCAAGAGGGCGUGACUCCUAAUGUCAUCAUAUACAACAUGCUGCUUGGUGGCUUCUGCAGGUCUGGUGAAAUCGAAAGAGCUAAGGAGAUUUUUAACGGAAUGUCAGGAAAAGGUUUUCCCCCUAAUGCAGUGACAUACUGUACAAUCAUAGAUGGGUGUUGCAAAUAUGGGGAUCUAGAAGAGGCCUUUCGGUUAUUUGACGAGAUGAAAGUAAAGGGAUUAGUUCCCGACAGUUUUGUGUAUACGACACUUGUGGAUGGGUGUUGCAGAUGGAACGAUGUGGAAAGAGCUAUAACAAUCUUCGAGUCAAAAGAGAUGGGUUGUGUUUCUUCUACAGCCCCUUUCAAUGCUUUGAUCAACUGGGUUUUGAAGUUUGGAAAAGCAGAACUAAAAGAAAAACUGAGAAAAAUGGUGAUGGAUGGGUCGCUUGAUAAGCAUGGCAAGGCCAAUGAUGUAACAUACAACAUCAUGAUAGAUUAUUUAUGCAGGGAAGGAAAUUUAGAAGCUGGAAAAGAUCUUUUGCAAGACAUGAAGAAGGCAAACCUGAUGCCUAGUGUUGUAACUUACACAUCUCUUCUAAACGGGUAUGAUAAAAUGGGUAGAAGAUCUGAAAUGUUUGCUGUAUUCGACGAGGCUAUCGCCUCAGGAAUUGAGCCAGACAGCAUAAUGUAUAGUGUCGUCAUUACUGCUUUUCUGAAAGAAGGGAUGAAGACAAAAGCACUUGCUUUCGUGGAUGAAAUGUUUGCUAAGAACGCUGUUUUGGACGGGUGUAAGCUAAGUAUGUCAACAUGUCGGGCUCUACUCUCUGGUUUUGCUAAAGUGGGAGGAAUGGAGGCAGCUGAGAAGGUUAUGGAGAAUAUGAUUAGACUCAAAUAUGUUCCGGAGUCUUCGAGUGUCACUGAGUUGAUUAAUGAGGGUAUUUCCUCAAACGAAAGGAUGGAAGCAGAUGCUGCUCCAUAGAUUUAAGAUGGGAAGCCAAAAGCAGAUAAAUUACUUCCUUGUUCUUUGUAUAAACGAGACGGCUGGUUUACGGCAAAUUCUUGAUCGACUUGAAAUUUCCAGAAGGUGUUGCCUCAACCUAAGGCAAGCUGGUUGGGCAUGAUAUGUCAUUGUUUAUUUGUUAAGUUACCGUUGAGAACUUUGCAUGGAAGAGCCUAUGUCUGCUCAGAAACUCUUCAUUUAGUUCAGAAUGGAUUUGCCUUCACAUAGUCAUCAUUGAUGACACUCUGAAGUUGAUGAUGAUAAGAGACGCAUCGGAGCUGUUAAACUGCAAUUUCCUCCAUUUCUUAGAGAAGAGGGAUCAUGUCACAAAAUCUGCAUUUUCAGUUUUUUUUUCAAGAUGUACUAAAUGUUACAUUGAUGAAUUGAGAAUACAGUUUUUGGUUUAAGAAUUGGUGAACAAAGAACAUUCUGUAAACACAGGACCUGGUCCAAAUUCCA
Molecule: messenger RNA, 3430 nt
Organism: Eruca vesicaria subsp. sativa (arugula)
Lineage: Eukaryota; Viridiplantae; Streptophyta; Magnoliopsida; Brassicales; Brassicaceae
Source: the annotation of a GenBank genome assembly